CAUUAUAACAAUUUUUUUUACUCAAUUAAUUUUACGUCGUGGAGGAUGGCUACAAUGUAAGCCGAAAUGUUUGAAUUGUUUGAAUUAUUGACUUUAUUAAACAUUUUUAUUGUAUAUUUUAUUGUAUAUAUCACUGUUAACUUGCAUACUAUCGCGUCGACUCCUAUAGUUUUUUUUUAUUAUUAUUUGAUUGGAAUUAGAUUUAAUGUUUAACAUGAUAUUUUAUUAUUUUUAAUAUCAUUUCUUUUGUAUCAUUUUUAUGCGCUGUGUGUGAAACUCUUUUCAAAAUUAACUAAGUUUCAAUCAAAUAAGAGAGAAGCAAGUAGUUAACUAAAUCACUAAUCAGACAAUCUCUAGAAAUGUACUCUAGUUUAACAGAGUUGCUAAUUAAAGACCGGCUUUAAUUUUUCCCAAAAAAUAUGUUACUAAAAUUAAAGCGACGAAUUACAGGAAUAACGUCCAGUUGGAUUCUGUCAUUCUCUCAUCUUGAGUUCUCUGUUAGAACUCAAAUUGUCGUCAUAAUGAUUUAAAAUUAAUGCGAUGACCUAUGGAUCAACGGUUCACUCAGGAAGCGUCACGUGAUGGACAAUUUUACAUAUUUGGCUUUCAGUUCUGGAGGUACGACUUUAGUUUUCUACGAAACACAUGUCCUCGCACAUCUCCUUUCCACAAGUGUAUCUAUAAAUUUUUGUCACACCGUGGAUGGACCCUACUCCGUGGACACAGAGACGCUAUUGCUACUACAGACUAUAAGUGCACUCGUGUUUUGAACAUAGCUCGGAUCAACAGCCUCAAAAUGCUGCAUCAGAUGAAUCCUGAUUUCUUGGACGCCGAGACCGAAAGCUCGGGGAAAACAUGCCUGGAGUCACGCAUCGUGCGUCCAAGGAUAUCACGAAGAGGAGAUGGCAAUGAUUACAUUAUGAGCCCACAUUGGAACGAGUGCUUUACGUACGAAGAAGCGUACAAGAAGUCGCUGGAGCACCCGGAGGAAUUUUGGAGCGAGAUUGCCGAUUGUAUCGACUGGAGCAAGCCUUGGCACAAGGUCUUGGACAAUUCUAACGAGCCAUUCACCAAAUGGUUCGUCGGCGGUGAAUUAAACGCUUGUUACAACGCGGUGGAUCGUCAUGUGCACGCCGGGUACGGGGAGAAGACGGCCCUCAUCCACGACAGCCCCCAAACAUCGUCAAUACGCAAAGUGACGUACAACGAGCUCUUAGAAAAGACGUCCGUGCUGGCGGGCGCGUUGGCGGAUCUGGGGGUGCGCAAAGGGGACAGGGUGAUUAUAUACAUGCCGCUGAUCCCCGAGACUAUAAUCGCGAUUCUCGCCACCGCCAGACUCGGGGCGAUUCACUCGGUGGUCUUUGGAGGAUUCGCAGCGAGCGAACUGGCGUCGAGAAUCGAUCAUGCCGAGCCGAAGGUUGUUAUCGCCGCGAGUUGCGGCCUCGAACCGUCCAAAGUGAUUAAGUAUACUACUAUGCUAAACGGCGCCAUGGAUAUGAUCAUUGUACCGAAGCCGAAGUGUAUCGUAUUUCAAAGAAGAAAUGUGUGGGAGUCGCCGUUACUCGAGUCGCAACUCGACUGGGACGAUCUCAUGAAGCAAUCGAAACCUCAUCCGUGCGUAAUGGUCGAGGCGAACGAUCCGUUGUACAUAUUGUACACAUCGGGAACUACAGGGCAACCGAAGGGAAUUAUAAGGCCAAUCGGCGGUCACCUGGUGACACUCUGCUGGACCAUGGAAACGGUUUACGGAAUGAACAAAAACUCUGUUUGGUGGGUGGCCUCCGACAUGGGAUGGGUCGUCGGGCAUUCCUACAUUUGCUAUGGUCCCCUCGUCUACGGCGCGACGAGCGUCAUGUACGAAGGAAAACCCGAUAGAACACCGGAUGCUAGUCAAUAUUUCAGAAUUAUUGAACAACAUAGCGUAAAUGCGUUAUUCUGCGUGCCCACUGCUCUACGAGUUAUAAGACGAGCGGAUCCGGAAACGCUAUUAGGAAGAAAGUAUUCGUUAAAGUCCUUGAAAACGAUAUUCGUGGCCGGCGAGUUUUGCGAUUACGAAACGAAAGCCUGGGCCGAGAAAGCGUUUAAAGUGCCCAUUUUAAAUAAUUGGUGGCAAUCGGAAUCCGGACACCCCAUCACGGCGCUGUGCUUAGGAUAUGGUCAUUACGCUAAUUUGCCCAAGUUCAGUACGGGACUUCCUAUACCCGGAUACGAAAUACACGUUCUGCGCGACGACGGGAGUAAAGCGCCGCAACACGAACUCGGACGUAUCGCGAUAAAGUUACCGCUGCCACCUGGAUGCAUGACGACCCUUUAUCGGGCAUCCGAACGGUUCAAGCAAGUAUACUUCUCGACAUUUCCGGGUUACUACGACACGAUGGACGCGGGGUACAUCGACGAGUUCGGCUACGUUUACGUCACAGCGAGGGAUGACGAUAUUAUAAACGUAGCCGGUCAUCGAAUAUCCACGGCAGCGCUGGAGGAUAUUAUUCUAGCUCAUGCCGACGUGGUGGACGCUGCGGUUGUCGGUGUACCCGAUCAUACGAAGGGCGAAGUACCGCUGUGCCUCUACGUUAGACGAGAAGACGCGAUAAGCAACGAGGAAGAGAUAAAUCAGGAGCUGGUGACGCGGGUGAGGAACAUGCUGGGGCCGAUCGCGUCUUUCCGCACCGCCGCCGCUAUUACCGCGCUGCCAAAGACGCGAUCGGGGAAGAUAAUCCGAAAGUCGAUCGCCACGUUGGCGCGAUCGAAGCAAGUCAAGAUUCCGAGCACGAUCGAGGAUCCGACGGUGUACCGCGAGAUCAAGGAGGUGCUCCAGAAGCUCGGCUACGCGAAACUCGCCCCGGAUCCGCAAUGACCGCACGAUCGGGCGAUCAAUUCCUCUGCGCGCGCGAUGUGAAGAAAGACAGAGAGAGAGAGAGAGAGAAAUGAAUGGAAGAGCAUAUUCAGCAUAUAA
Molecule: messenger RNA, 2953 nt
Organism: Wasmannia auropunctata (little fire ant)
Lineage: Eukaryota; Metazoa; Arthropoda; Insecta; Hymenoptera; Formicidae
Product: acyl-CoA synthetase short-chain family member 3, mitochondrial
Exons: 13
Coding region: 548-2854 (768 amino acids)
Source: RefSeq, a predicted model, not a curated record